Messenger RNA from Tachyglossus aculeatus (Australian echidna), 1924 nucleotides. It is a transcript of the gene DBX2, whose product is annotated as developing brain homeobox 2. Gene Ontology annotation, molecular function: DNA-binding transcription factor activity, RNA polymerase II-specific; DNA binding. NCBI's taxonomy places the organism in Eukaryota, Metazoa, Chordata, Mammalia, Monotremata, Tachyglossidae. The record is from RefSeq and is a predicted model, not a curated record. Gene Ontology annotation, biological process: regulation of transcription by RNA polymerase II.
AUGACAGCAGAAGACAAACCAUUUGGCAUGCUACAGUCGGGUGAUGACCAGGUCUCCUCCAGCACAGACAUGGAGGAGCUCAAAUUGCCAAAAAGAAGUUUUAAAAAGCAGCAACAGAACUGCAGGAAUAAUUAUGGAACUCCUGAGACUGGCCUUAUUUUCCUGCCUUUUUUCGGGGGGUGUGUGUGUGUGUAUGGUGUGGGGGUCGCCCAGCACAAGGAAAAUUGGGUGAUCCAAGUGUCAAGGAUUAAUUUUGUCAUUUUAAGAUGUUACUACAACAUGACAUUGUUGGCUCUGAAAACAUCAAAGCCAGAGAAAGAAAAGCAGAUCGAUCCCAAAUUCCUCGAAAUAGAGAAACGAAAGGACCAGGGCUUGGAGCCCCCCCUUGCCCCGAUUGCUAUGAGAGUUAGCUUUUUUGGAAGGGUGGAACGAAGUCGUCCUUCAGAGCUGUCCUAUUUGCCGUCCCAGCAAAUCCAGCAAAGGAUUAUAGUCCCACCGCUCCGAGCCGCUUCUGCCCUCCCGGGGCCCAAGUGGUGCCCUGUCCCAUCCCGGCGCGGGGCCCCCCCGGCGCGAGGUCUCCCCGGAGGUCUCCCCGGAGGCGGCCGAGCGACGAUGCUGCCCCGCUGGGUGUCCUCCUCGGGCCCGGGCCCCGGCCCCGGCCCCGGCCCCGGCGCUGCCCCCGCGGGGGCCCGCUGGGCGCUGGUGGGCGCCUCUUCGGCGCUGCUCGACCUGCCGGCCGCCCCGGGCUUCGGGACCUUGGGCAAGAGCUUCCUCAUCGACAACUUGCUGCGGGCCGGCGGCGGGGCUGCCCCCGCGCCCGCCGCGCCCCCCCGUGCCCCCCGUGCCCCCCGUGCCCACCGCAGGCCCCUCGGGGAGCCCGCCCUUCGCCGCCCGCUGGGCUCUGCAUCUGCUGCCCGCCCCCGGGGCCAGCGGGAGGCUCUCCGAUGGGCAUCGCACCCCCUCGGGUGGGCAUCGCACCCCCCCGGAUGGGCAUCGCACCCCCCCGGAUGGGCAUCGCACCCCAGACGGGCACCGACCCGGCGGCUUCCUCCUGCAGCCCCAGCUCCUUCCAAACCUUUUUUUCUGAGAGCCCUGCCAUUCUACUCAGCAUGCUGCCGUGGGUUCUGUCAGCGCCUUGCCUCCCCCACUGCUUUUCCAAGGGAAGAGAGCAUGCUGCCUCUCCUGACACCAGACUCUACAUCCAAAGCACGAAGGGGGAUUUUAAGAAGAGCUGUCUUUUCUGAAGACCAGAGAAAAGCCCUGGAGAAAAUGUUUCAGAAGCAGAAGUAUAUAAGCAAAACAGACCGAAAGAAAUUGGCCAUCACUUUGGGAUUGAAGGAGUCGCAGGUGAAAAUUUGGUUUCAAAACAGACGGAUGAAAUGGCGAAACUCCAAAGAGAAAGAAGUGCUUUCCAAUAAAUGUAUCCAGGAAGAAGGCCUUCAAGAGAAACAUGUCUCAAGGUCUGCCUUGAGUUUUACCUCUCCGUGCCCAACAGUAUGGGAAGUGUCUCAACAAGAGUCAAAUUCAAAAUGGAGGGAGAAUUCACCAGAAACUUCAGAAAGACUGAAUCUCGAGGAUUCAAUGCAGCCCUCUCGACAAGAAAACUCACUUCAAAGUGCUUUAUAUCUGUACUCUGAAGAGGGCACUGGAGACAAGGGAAUUACUACAGCCAUUUAAAAGAAUAACAAAGUUCUGUACUUUGCUUAAAGUAUACAGACUUGAAGUGGGUACUCUUCUCAAACUAACAAUGUUGCAGCACUCUAAAUAAAAUUAUUUUGUUUGUUUAAAACCUAACACCAUUAAAAUGAUACAGGAACUAAUGCGUUAAGAACAUUCGUUAGCAUUCAUUUUAUCCAUUUUUCUUCCGGUCUCGACCUGAAUUUUUAACUGAAAUUGAAACUGUUCGGAACAAUAAAUGAAGUGA